Messenger RNA from Aspergillus wentii DTO 134E9, 532 nucleotides. RefSeq lists its product as uncharacterized. The record is from RefSeq and is a predicted model, not a curated record. The transcript has 2 exons. Lineage: Eukaryota; Fungi; Ascomycota; Eurotiomycetes; Eurotiales; Aspergillaceae. The annotation marks the transcript as partial.
CCGUAUCCCAACCCUCUUGACUGGAUGGAUGAGAAACACCGCCCGAAUCAUGACUUGCAAUGCCGUGAUCGACGAGAUUUUGGAGCAAAGCUAGUUGAAAAGAUUGCUCAAAUUGGUGCAAUUUUGCACCAUGGACUCGCGGCUUUGGCUGCAACACAUCCCAUCCUGAUUUCGAAUCUUCGCGGGAAAGGUACGGCAAUUUACAUCGCCUUCGUACCAAAGUCAUGAUAGUACGAGUAUCCCAAUAGAACUGCGAUUUUCUGCUCUGCAGAACUUCCUAAUCCGGAAAUCUGGUCCACAGGAACAAAUUGAGUACCUGGAAGCUUUAGAUAAGUUAGGGAUGGCAUUAUGCUGCAGUGAGAUACUAUCCAUCUCUUCGUGCAAAAGUCGCCUAUUUCACUAGUUCUGCUCGCACAUACUGUGUAGUUCUGCAUCAUCUCGUUUCUCGGUCUCAUACCCUGUACAGUCAUUCUAGAAUGCAGACUCAAGGAGGCUUAAUGCAUCAAAGUACUUCUGCACUCCCCUCUGUGGC